Cladocopium goreaui is the source of this 1668-nucleotide messenger RNA. The record is from the annotation of a GenBank genome assembly. Lineage: Eukaryota; Dinophyceae; Suessiales; Symbiodiniaceae.
AUGUUUUGGCGACUGAGCUUCUUGGCGAUUUCGGCUGGGCUGCUCUUUGGGGUGGACAUCGCAUCCAUUGGAGCAGCCUUGGAAGGUAUGGCCCAGGCAUUUUGUGCAUCGCUGCAGAACUUGGGCUUGGAAGACAAUGCCAGCGAAUGGGUGGUCUCUGGUGCCAAAGGCGGUGCUGUCUUCGGUGGCCUCUUUGGCGGUGCGCUAAUGGUUUCGAGGGGUCGACGGACGAGCAUCAGGUUAUCUGCCUUGCCUUUCUUUAUUGGACCCUUGCUGAUUUUUACAGCACAGAGCUUUUGGCAGGCCUUCAUCGGCCGUCUGCUGAUGGGUUUGGGGUUCGGAUUAGCCUCCGUGGCCACACCCAGUUACCUCAGUGAGGUGGUGGUGCCCGUUCACAGGGGCUUGUUUGAGGCCAUGUACGAGCUUGGAAUUGCCACUGGGAUGCUGCUGGCCGCACUACUGAAUCUUUUGCUGCAGGCGCUCAGCGUGGAGGGUCAGUUGGGAACCCUGGCCUGCUGGCGAUAUCAGGCAGGACUGGUGCCAUGCGCCUUCGCCGUGCCUCUGCUACUGCUGUCUUUUGCUGUACCAGAAUCCCCGAGGUGGCUCAUGCAGACAGUCACCCCCAGCAGCCUUUUGGCCUCGCUGGGGGAGAUUGUGUGGCUGGGGCGGCCCGGAGCACGACAGCGGAUGGAAACGGUGAAGACCUGGACCAACUCUGAAAAUGGUUCCGAAGCUCUCGAAGCCUUCGAUGCCGAAGUUCUCGACGAGGAGGAGUCAGAAAAGGCCAACUCGAAGGACGACCUGAUUCGACUGUGGGAUGAGCAGCACAAAGCCCUCGGAAAUCCACUCUUCUCGAGGGAGAUCUCGCGCGAGGAAGUGGCUCAAAAACGACGAACCUGUGCUGUGCUGCUGGGGACCUUCAUCGAUGCAAAAGACAUCCUCAUCGGUAGGGUGCCUGGUGCGCGACAAGGCCUAACACUGGCGUUGGCGGCGGCUGUUUUGAAUCAGGCUUGUGCAUCCACCAGCAUCUUGAUUUAUGCACAGAAGCUCCUGCAAACUGCGGGCGUUCAGCGUCAGACCGAACAAGAUGCACAGAGCACCAUCAUCAUCGCUGCAAAGCUCCUGGGGGUGAUUCUGGGCCUCUUUCUGGUGGAACGUGUCACACGCAAAGCCUUGCUUGCUGCGGGUGGAGCUGGCAGUGCUAUAUCCCUGGCGCUGCUGCUGGUGGGGAUGCAACUGUCCAGCAAUGUGCUUCUCAUGACUGGCAUGGGUUGCUUUGUCUUGUGCUUCUAUAGCACCUGGGGCGUCGGCUAUUGGGCCGUAGUUGUGGAGGUGACCACCGUUGGAGGUCCACGCUAUGCCUCAGCAGCACAAGCCAUGUGCACGGCCACCCUUUUUUUCUUCGGCUGGUUGACUUCCCUGACCUUUGUGCAGGUCAUGUCUUUGGGAUCCUUGGGGAUUCUGGUGUAUGUCACCGUCGCAGUGCUGAUGUUUGCCUAUGGGAGGUGUUGGCUACCCGAGACCUCUGGACAUUCCUUGGAGGAGUGCGCCUAUAGCGUUGAACAUCAGGGCGAUGUCUGCUUGGCGACCGAUUCGGAUGGCUCUGACGACUUUGAACUCUCUUCCACUGACUCAAGCGAGCGCCCUGGGAUGGAACGAGGAACCUGA